GUGGGAAGACUUUUGGACGUCGGUUAGUCAAAAUUUUUAAUCAUUACUUAUCUUAUUUUACACCUAACGGAGAUUUUAUGGGCUGUGUAUGGUGGUCGACUUCGCCUUACCCACCAGUUGUCCAACCAGUCACCGUCUUUUGUCCGCGCUAAAUCACCCCCGUUUCCCCCCCUCAGAUGCUCGCUGCACAUAUCACACAUCACACAUAUGGCCCUAACGCAUUUCCCCCCUCUCUAUAAUCCAUAACCAGUGACCCCCGAUUCCCACCAUCUCCCACGCUUCCCUGUGAAUAUGCUUAUAUGGACAUCAGGGAUCUCCUCGUCCGUCACGAGAAACUCGUCCACCUCAAUGAAGGGUCUAAUAAGGAUGGCAACCGGCCACGGAAGCCAUCCACGGCUGGCGCUGCCCAACCGCGGCUCUCCACAGACAGUCAUGUCGAUACCGAAAUGAUGGGUGUGCCUCGGGCUCACCCGCAGCAUUAUCACUCGGACUCUAUGUCCUCAUCCGUAGUUGUUCCUCCGCUUGCUCCUGACCCUCGUCAUUCUGCUAGAGCCGCAGCUUGCAAUCUUGACCUCUUAUCUGAUGCUGCGACCCAGAUAGCCUCCGCAAACGAGGUUAAUUCGAUGCAACCGAUGAUGCCAGAGUUGAGUCAGUCAGGGGGUGGGCUAACACGCAUCAAGUCCUACGACGAGAGUAUGCCAUACGCCGAUCGUGGACGUGAGCCCGAGCCAGUUCCAAUGUCUGUGGGACUACCUAAUCCAGCAGCACCGCCUGCCUUUGACGAUUACAACCUCUUCUUGGACGAAUUUGCGACUUCGUCUCACUUUCUACCACAAGGCUUCGAAGCGGAUCAGGGUAUGAGUAUCUGGCCACGCCAUCUUGCAGAUAUCCACCGAGGCGUGCUGUCAAAACCAUCGUCACAGUUUCCCUCUCGUUUCCCGUCGUUAGCACCUGAUCCGAGGGACCCGUCAGAAAGUGGGAACAGGACGCAUGACGAGUCGGCAAGAGCGCAGCCUAUGAGAGUCUCGGCGAUGGACCACACAGUCAUUAAAAACCGACUAGACGAGUUUUCAUCAGUACUACCUAACGAUUUUGUAUUCCCCUCUCGACACACUCUCACUCGUUUCCUAGAAGGGUACGUAAGCGGUUUCCACGAACACCUACCGAUCCUACAUUUACCGACCAUCACGGCCGCCGAGUUGGCACCGGAACUAUUGUUGGCUAUUCUAGCAGUAGGUGCCCAAUAUAGGUUUGAAAGCCAUCGAUCAAAUGCACUAUGGUACGCCGCAAAAGCGGUGGCACUCGAGCAAAUUCGACGCCGCCAUAGUCAUGAGAUCCAUGGUUUGCUACCUACGCCAGCUGCAUAUAGCCCACACUCUACACGGCCGUCCCCGAGUCACGGUUUCCGCCAUUCGUUCAGUUCCGUCCAACAAGAGCGCCCAAUGACCCAAGACACGCAUCGGGAACCAUAUUCACCUAACACACCUCAAUCCCGAAUGGAAACCAUACAGGCUCUCUUACUACUCUUUGCCGUUGGCCUCUGGGGUGCUAAAGCCAUCCUUCGCGAAGCCUUGUCGUUACAGAGUCUUCUAGCCCUUCUAGUGCGCGAAGAAGGAUUCUUAUCUGAGUCCACACAAACGGCGGACUGGGAAGCAUGGGUCCGAAUAGAAGGAGCAAACCGCACCAAGCUCAUUACAUAUUGCUUCUUCAACCUCUCUAGCAUCGCUUACAAUAUGCCGCCUCUAUUGCUUACGUCAGAACUUAGCCUUAUACUUCCACACUCUGCGAAACUCUGGAGAGCGGAAACAGCUUGGCAAUGGCAAGAAGCACGUCAAUCUUUCCCAAGUAUGGAUAUAUCUCUCCAAGACGCAUUUUCGAGAUUAUUCAGUCGAACCUCGCAAGGGCCUCCGGCAUACAUGUCGUCUCUGGGUAAUUACAUCCUAAUCCAUGCCAUAUUACAACACAUUUUCCUCCUGAAGCAGACAUCAUUCAACUCGGUGUCCAUCUUCGGCGGGCUUCGCCAAGAUGAUGUGGAAGAUUGCUUCCAGGCCCUACGAAUCUGGCAGAUGAGUUUCGAGCAACACCAGGCGCGUGUGACAGAGGGCUCCCAGCAGAACGGUUCGGACGUGUUCCACGGAGGCCCUGUUGCUUAUAAUUCGACAGCACUCUGGCGACUGGCUUCGAUCCGUUUAUAUACCGAUUUGAGCCCGAGUAGGACUCUCGAAACAAGAGACGCGAGUCAAAUCGCCCAAUCAUUCCAUGACGCGCCAUAUCUCCUUCGUAGUGUCCGUCUUAACCGAGCAGUGUUCCAGGCCAUACACGCGCUGUCUAUGCUCGUAAAGGUGGGCGUUAACUACGUAGCGAGAAGGAAGUCGUCGGAGUGGAGUAUGCAGCACUCAUUGUGUAAUCUAGAAUGCGCUAUACUUCUAUCGAAGUGGUUAAUGACGCUUUCCUCGACGGGAUCGACAGGUGCUCCACCCGAAGUUGACGAAAGAAACCUCCUCGAGAUGCUACGCCAUAUGCUUGACGAAACAGAGUUCGCAGUGCCUAUCGAUCCGUCGCUUUCCGGGGGAGGUCCAGGGCACGGGCCGUCGAAUAUGGACAUAGCCGCUAAUGAUGGUACAAAAUUGCGUCAGCUUGCUGUGGCGGUAAUCCGUCUGUGGGCUGAGACAUUUAAGGGAUCGCACAUUUUCGACAUUGUUAAAGUAAUCGGGGCCGGAUUGGAGGGGUACGCAGACCUGUUGGAGAAACCGCGCGAUAGAACACCAUUAGGCCGUAUGGUGCCCAAUUCAGGGCUUGGCUGAUUCAAUCCGGGAGAAUUCUACCAUAACCGACGUAUGAGCGUGCCUCAGGGACGCUCCGGACUUACCCGAUCACGCAUCAAUAUUGACCUUGUCGUUGAUGGGUACGUAGUCUUUCAGUCAGCCCUCCGACCAAAUACUUCGCAACAUAAAGGAUGGUUGUGCUAUUUAUUAGAAUAUGAUGUGGAUGGAUCUUGGUGCUUAGCUUAGCAUGAAAAGCCUGAUCAACAUAAGCAUUACUAUAGCUAUUAGUAAGUAUAGUGUUAAAAGGCUCAACAAUGACCUAUCUUAACCUAUUUUGGGUGGAUAGAAGGAACAAAUUGUUCCGAUAAUCAGCAUGUCGAGAAAUUAAAUAUUUUGCUGAAACGCGAAAGACGCAAGAAAGUCACAACACUGUUACGGUCGAAGAUUUCUUCGAAUAUCCAAACAUGUAGUGUACCACUUCUUAGCAACAAUUAAGAUCAAGCUAAAAUAGAAAAGAAAAAAGAAUACGAGAC
Annulohypoxylon maeteangense is the source of this 3298-nucleotide messenger RNA. RefSeq lists its product as uncharacterized. Bases 300 to 2804 code for a protein of 834 amino acids. The record is from RefSeq and is a predicted model, not a curated record. Gene Ontology annotation, cellular component: chromatin. Gene Ontology annotation, biological process: DNA-templated transcription; regulation of transcription by RNA polymerase II. Gene Ontology annotation, molecular function: RNA polymerase II cis-regulatory region sequence-specific DNA binding; zinc ion binding; DNA-binding transcription factor activity, RNA polymerase II-specific. NCBI's taxonomy places the organism in Eukaryota, Fungi, Ascomycota, Sordariomycetes, Xylariales, Hypoxylaceae. The transcript is spliced from 3 exons.